Salpingoeca rosetta is the source of this 1005-nucleotide messenger RNA. RefSeq lists its product as uncharacterized. The record is from RefSeq and is a predicted model, not a curated record. The transcript has 5 exons. The coding region runs from base 55 to 873 and encodes 272 amino acids. Lineage: Eukaryota; Choanoflagellata; Craspedida; Salpingoecidae.
CGUCGAUGAUGGUGGUUGAAAUUUCCUCUAUUUUGCCGACGAUUUGCACGAAAGAUGCAACUUGACAGCGGUUGCUUGGGGCGUGUGCGUCACCCUUGCACCCCAAACCAGCGCAGAUGCAUGUGCAAGGCCGGCGUGGUGCUGCCGGGCAGCCUGCACACGACUCAAAUCCAACCACAAACGAGAAAAAUAAAACCCUACCAUUUCGUGUGUCGGGCACUGUCACUUUCCACGACCCAAAGCAAAGAAGCGCACACGCUUUCGAUCGCCCCCCCUCGCCUCCAACCAAGAGAUCAACUCGCCGUUUCUCAAAGAAGAAGGACAGCAAGUCCCAAGAUGCCUGUGGCUCAACAAGAAUUCCGGGAGGUGCGCCGCUCCGGCAACCCCUGCUGCCGCAUCGUCCUCUAUGCCCUGGCCACCGUCAUGUGCAUGGUGGCCUUGACCGGGUACCUGAUCCUGACCGACGGACACCUUUUCACCUUUUGCACGUUCACAGAGUGCAAGUUGGUCGUCUAUGGGCUGAUCACUUGUUCCGUCGUGGGCUUUGCCCUGUGCUUCAUUCCGUGCUGCAAUGUGCCCGUGCUGGAGCCACUUCUGUCCACGCUCGUUGCUCUCCUGGCUACCACAUGCGCCGGGUUCCUUCUUCACGACCUCGUCUCGGCCUGUGAUGUUGGAACCGAAAACGAGCGCGUCGUUGAAGCCUGCAUUCGCGACAUGCCGUACCAACUGGACAUGGUCGUGGCUGGCACCACUGUGGGUGCCAUUCUUUGGCUUGUUUCCUCCAUCGCCGCUUGCUGCAGCGUCAACUGUGGCCGCCGCUGGGUUGUGCGACAGUAUUACUCGGAGUUCCAGAACCCCGCAGCUGUCAUGUAAACCAUGCGUCCACGCGUUCCCCACACGCAAAACACACCGCGACACACACACACACACACACACACACACACACACACACACACACACACACACACACACACACACACACACACACACACACACACACACACA